This is a messenger RNA of Anopheles arabiensis, 605 nucleotides long. RefSeq names its product DNA-directed RNA polymerase II subunit RPB9 (gene RpII15). Gene Ontology annotation, cellular component: RNA polymerase II, core complex. Bases 123 to 506 code for a protein of 127 amino acids. Gene Ontology annotation, molecular function: nucleic acid binding; zinc ion binding; DNA-directed RNA polymerase activity. Lineage: Eukaryota; Metazoa; Arthropoda; Insecta; Diptera; Culicidae. The transcript is spliced from 3 exons. Gene Ontology annotation, biological process: transcription initiation at RNA polymerase II promoter; maintenance of transcriptional fidelity during transcription elongation by RNA polymerase II; transcription-coupled nucleotide-excision repair. The record is from RefSeq and is a predicted model, not a curated record.
GACAACGUUCUAGAAACACAAACAAAACACCGGAAAAUAGACGCGAAACGCAGUACGUGCUGGGAUAGUGCCGUUUUUCGUGAAAUAAUCCGUUUUAUUUAGCUUAAACCCCAAACACAACAAUGGCAUACGACGCAGCACACGAUGAUGGACCAGGAUUCGUCGGAAUUCGGUUCUGCCAGGAAUGCAACAACAUGCUGUACCCGAAGGAGGACAAGGAAAACAAAAUUCUGCUCUACGCCUGCCGUAACUGUGAUUACAAGCAGGAGGCGGACUCGAACUGUAUCUACGUGAACAAAAUUAUGCACGAAAUCGACGAGCUAACGCACAUUGUACCGGACGUGAUAUCGGAUCCCACGCUGCCACGCACGGAGGAACACGCCUGCCCGAAGUGCUCCCACCGUGAGGCCGUCUUCUUCCAGGCCCAGACACGCCGUGCUGAGGAGGAAAUGAGACUGUACUACGUGUGUACCAACUCAUCCUGCUGCCAUCGGUGGACGGAAUGAAUCGUAUGGAUGUUCCGUAAUGGCAAGUUGCUCGUACAGGUAUUACUGAUGGAAUAAAUAUAAUGUCUGUAUAAAUAUAAUAUAAUAUAAUUUAAUCUA